UUCGCCUUGCUGCCUGCGAAUGCUUCGGAAGAAAACUCUGCAGCCUUUUCAACGAAUCAGCAGAGCCUGUAUUGCCUUUGCUCCUGUGUCCUGCUGAGAUCAAGAAAUGGGAGGGCCAGAUCCAAGAGGGGCAAAGUCCAACAGGAGGAGCAUAAGGUUUGGAAAACCUUCAGGAGCUGGAUAAGUGCAGCCCUUUGUGGUGCAAUGCUGUGCAGCCCUGCACAAGCCACUGGGCUGUGUGGGCUGUAGGUGCAGCUGGGAUCCUCCUGUCUUGUUUGGCAGGUUGUGUGACCCUGUCAGGCAGAGAGAGUCUUCAGGUGCAAAUGCUGUGCCAAGGCAGCCCCAGGACAGGAAAGAUCUUGGAGCCCAGAAGGGAAAAGAAGUGAUGGCUAUGUUUUGUGUCAUUGCUGUGCUGCUGUUGGCCCACCUGAACAGGGGCCAGGACUUUCCUUUCAGAGAUCCCACCUUACCUUGGGAAGAGCGGCUGGAUGACCUGGUUAACAGGCUGACCCUAGAUGAGAUGGUGCUGCAGAUGGCAAGAGGGGGCGCAGGUCCCAAUGGCCCAGCACCACCCAUUAAGCGCCUGGGCAUUGGCCCAUAUAACUGGAACACGGAGUGCCUUCGGGGAGAUGUGGAGGCCCCAGCCUGGGCAACUGCCUUCCCUCAAGCCCUGGGCUUGGCUGCUUCCUUCAGCCCUCAACUCAUCUAUAGCAUUGCCAAUGCCACAGCCACAGAGGUGCGCGCCAACCACAACUACUUUGUCUCCCGUGGUUACUACUUUGAUCAUACAGGCCUGAGCUGCUUCAGUCCCGUGUUAAACAUCAUGAGGCACCCGCUGUGGGGCAGGAACCAGGAGACUUAUGGGGAGGACCCCUUCCUAACAGCUGAGCUGGGUGUGGCGUUUGUGAAGGGGCUUCAGGGUGACCAUCCCCGCUAUGUCAAGGCUAGCGCUGGUUGCAAGCACUUUGACGUCCAUGGUGGCCCGGAGAAUGUCCCCACGUCCAGGUUGUCCUUUGAUGCCAAGGUGGAGGAACGUGAUUGGCGCAUGACUUUCCUGCCACAGUUUGAGGCCUGUGUACAAGCAGGAACCUUCAGCUUCAUGUGCAGCUAUAACAGGAUUAAUGGGGUCCCUGCUUGUGCUAACACAAAGUUGCUGACAGAUGUCUUGCGUGGAGAAUGGGGUUUCCAGGGCUAUGUGGUGAGCGAUGAGGGAGCUAUAGAGUUGAUCAUGGCGGGGCACCACUUCACCCACAGCUUCCUGGAGACUGCCAUAGCUUCUGUGAAUGCUGGAUGCAACCUGGAACUGGCAUAUUGGAUGAAAAACAAUGUUUUCACCCACAUACGUGAGGCUGUUGCCAAAGGCAACAUCUCCUUGGAGAUGGUUAAGGCCCGUGUUCGCCCGCUGUUCCGCACCCGCAUGCAUCUGGGUGAGUUUGACCCACCAGCUAUGAACCCCUACAAUGCUUUGGGACCCGAGGAUGUGGAGAGUGAGGCUCAUCGCCAACUGGCCCUCCAUGCUGCCAUUCAGUCUUUUGUCCUACUAAAAAACCAAGAAGGAACCCUGCCUCUUAAGGCCCAAGAUGCAUCAAAUAAGGCAUUUGCGGUGGUUGGGCCUUUUGCAGACAACCCUACCCUUCUCUUUGGAGAUUAUGCUCCACUUGCAGAUCCCCAAUACAUCUAUACCCCCAGGAGAGGCCUGACAACAAUCUCGGCGAAUGUCACAUUUGCAGCUGGGUGUCGCUAUCCCACUUGUGACCAAUAUUCCCCUGCUGAAGUGAAGGCGGCGGUACAAGCAGCAGACAUUGUGGUUGUCUGCCUGGGUACAGGAGUUUAUGUUGAGUCUGAAGGUCUGGACCGGACAGACCUGGCUUUGCCUGGACACCAGCUGGAGCUUCUGCAAGAUACUGUGGCCUGGGCUGCUGGGCGUCCAGUGAUUCUGCUGCUGUUUAAUGCCGGCCCACUCGACGUGAGCUGGGCCAAGGCCCAUGAUGGCGUGGGAGCCAUUUUAGCCUGUUUCUUUCCUGCUCAGGCCACUGGUCUGGCUAUUGCCAAGGUGUUGCUGGGAGCAGAUGGAACAAACCCUGCUGGCAGACUUCCUGCUACUUGGCCAGCAGGUAUGCACCAGGUACCCCCCAUGGAGAACUACACAAUGGCUGGGCGUACAUACCGCUACUAUGGAGAUGAAGCUCCGCUGUAUCCCUUUGGCUAUGGGCUCUCAUUUACCACCUUUCGGUACAGCGAUUUGGUACUGGGUGCUAACGUUCUGCCCAUUUGCGGUAACCUCACCGCCUCGGUGGUGGUGGAGAACGUGGGUUCCAGAGAUGGCGAGGAGGUGGUGCAGCUCUACCUCCGUUGGGGAAAGGCAACAGUGCCAGUCCCUCGUUGGCAACUGGUUGGCUUCCACCGGGUCCUAGUACCCAAGGUAUAUUUUAUUUCUCGCCUCUCCAGGUGA
Molecule: messenger RNA, 2452 nt
Organism: Sceloporus undulatus (fence lizard)
Lineage: Eukaryota; Metazoa; Chordata; Lepidosauria; Squamata; Phrynosomatidae
Product: probable beta-D-xylosidase 5
Exons: 15
Coding region: 386-2452 (688 amino acids)
Biological process (GO): arabinan catabolic process; xylan catabolic process
Cellular component (GO): plant-type cell wall
Molecular function (GO): xylan 1,4-beta-xylosidase activity; alpha-L-arabinofuranosidase activity
Source: RefSeq, a predicted model, not a curated record